Trametes versicolor FP-101664 SS1 is the source of this 1892-nucleotide messenger RNA. Its product is annotated as importin alpha protein. Gene Ontology annotation, cellular component: cytoplasm; nucleus; nucleoplasm. Bases 34 to 1614 code for a protein of 526 amino acids. The record is from RefSeq and is a predicted model, not a curated record. Gene Ontology annotation, molecular function: nuclear import signal receptor activity; protein binding. Gene Ontology annotation, biological process: NLS-bearing protein import into nucleus. NCBI's taxonomy places the organism in Eukaryota, Fungi, Basidiomycota, Agaricomycetes, Polyporales, Polyporaceae. The transcript has 6 exons.
CAAAGCACAUCUCUCCCUUCUACAUCCACCAUCAUGGAGUCCCGUGUGGCACAUCGCAGAAACGAGUACAAGAGCAAGGGUGGCUUGAAGCAGGAUGAGCUCAGGCGCCGUCGCGAAGAGCAGCAGGUCGAGAUUCGUCGGCAAAAGCGCGAGGAGAACAUCUCCAAGAGGCGUAACUUCCUCCCCAGCACUGGUGCCGACUCCGACGAUGAGAGCGGUGUGGGCAGCUGGGAGUCCCCUCUCGCCGAGGACAUGAUUGCGGGCGUGUUCUCCGAUGACUCCGAUCGUCAACUCGACGCGACGACCAAGUUCCGCAAGCUGCUCUCAAAAGAAAAGAACCCUCCGAUCGAGCGCGUUAUUGAAUGCGGUGUCGUGCCCCGCUUUGUCGAGUUCCUCCGAGGGGACAACCCCAUGCUUCAGUUCGAGGCUGCUUGGGCCUUGACCAACAUCGCUUCCGGCACGGCCGAGCAUACCCAGGUUGUGAUCAACGCGCAGGCCGUUCCCGAGUUCAUCAAGCUUCUCUCCUCUCCCGUUCCCGAUGUGCGGGAGCAGGCAGUAUGGGCGUUGGGCAACAUCGCCGGUGACAGCCCGCAAUGCCGCGACUACGUCCUCCAGCAGGGUGCGCUGCGGCCACUGCUGAACCUGUUGAGCGAGAACAACAAGCUCAGCAUGCUCCGCAACGCCACCUGGACGUUGAGCAACUUCUGCCGAGGCAAGUCGCCUCAGCCCGAUUGGGAUCUGAUCUCACCAGCACUGCCCGUGCUGACGAAGUUGAUCUACUCAUUGGACGACGAGAUCCUCAUUGACGCUUGCUGGGCGAUCUCGUACCUGUCGGAUGGCUCGAACGACAAGAUCCAGGCUGUCAUUGAGUCUGGUGUCUGCAGGCGUCUUGUUGACCUCCUCAUGCACCCGUCGACGUCUGUCCAGACCCCCGCGCUUCGGUCCGUCGGUAACAUCGUCACUGGUGACGACUUGCAGACGCAGGUCGUCAUCACUUCCGGUGCUCUCCCUGCUCUUCUGUCUCUCCUGUCUUCCCCCAAGGACGGUAUCCGGAAGGAGGCGUGCUGGACGAUCUCCAAUGUCACGGCUGGCUCGCCCCAGCAAAUCCAGGCCGUCAUUGACGCCAACAUCAUUCCUCCCCUCAUCAACAUCCUCCAGAACGCUGACUUCAAGACCAAGAAGGAGGCUUGCUGGGCGAUCUCGAACGCUACCUCUGGCGGUCUUCAGGAGCCGUCGCAGAUCCGCUACCUCGUCUCGCAGGGCUGCAUCAAGCCUCUCUGCGACCUCCUGACGAUGAUGGACAACAAGAUCAUCCAGGUUGCGCUUGAUGGCCUCGACAACAUCCUGAAGGUUGGCGAGAUGGACAAGCAGGCUGCGGGCCCUGGUGCUGCCAACGCAUACGCCCAGUUUGUUGAGGAGGCGGGCGGCAUGGUCACCAUCCACAACCUCCAGCAGCACGACAACCUCGAGAUCUACAAGAAGGCGUUCAACAUCAUGGACAAGUACUUCCCUGACGACGAGGACGCAGAGCCUGCUGUUGACGCGACAGGGACCUUCCAGUUCAACACUGAUGGUGCCGCUCCCCCUCCUGGUGGUUUCAGCUUCGGGCAGUAAAGGGUAUCAUAGUUAUGUAGCUGCAGUCUCUCGUUUCCUUCUCCUCCCAUCAUCUCCCCCCAUCGUGUAGUUUUGCCACACCAUACAGAAUAUCAAGCGCGUCUCUCUCUCAGCAACGAUCUUUCCCUCCGUCUCAGUUGGCUUGACUUGCCUCCCGUGCGCUGUCUCAUAUCCUUACGAACGAUUAUGUGUAUACUUCUUGCUAGGCCAGAGACGCCAUGCAUUCCGGUCUUCCUGGUUGUUGUGAUUCGGAAUGCGGUAUACCUACUGUAAGUACC